Messenger RNA from Miscanthus lutarioriparius, 564 nucleotides. Lineage: Eukaryota; Viridiplantae; Streptophyta; Magnoliopsida; Poales; Poaceae. The record is from the annotation of a GenBank genome assembly.
AUGACGAUCUCACCACCUGAUCUGAUACUGCAGUCUCUGCUAGAUAGCUUUGAGCAAUUUAUUAUGAACUAUCACAUGAAUGGCUUGAAGAAGACACUGACUGAGUUGCAUGGGAUGUUGAAAACGGUAGAGGUGAGCCUUAGGAAGGCUCCUGGUCAUGUGAUGACAGUCCAGAAGGGUAAGAAGCAAAAGCGUCCAGCCAAGGCUAAGAAACCUGCUAAAAGCCAUAUAGGCAAGAAGCGCAUAGAGAGGCUCCAUAAGGAUGGUCUUCUCGAUUCUUUUCAUUAUGAAUCAAUUGAGACAUUUGAGUCAUGCCUACUCGGAAAGAUGACUAAAGCUCCUUUUGUUGGAGAAAAAAGAGUUUUCUCAAAAGAAGUUAGUGGGAGCAUAGUGCGACUCGAAGAUGUUCGAGAAACACAAGAAAAUGUUCUAAUUUCCACUGACAAGGAGGUGCAGCAAGAUGAGCCAGCGAUCGUCGCUAACCAACAUGCUGAACCCCAACCACGAAGAUCAAUACGGGCACAUCACGCACCUAAAAAGUACACGUUAAUGACUAUGGGGUAG